UUCCCGUUGAGGGGGAGACCGAGACUGAAGCCACCCAAUAUAAUAUCUGUAGCAACUGGGGAGGGGUGUCUCGGGAUAGCACCCUGUGUCCCCCCGCCCAGCCACCCUUGCCCUGCUGGGACCUGGCAGAACGAGACGAUGUAGCGGGUUGCAGAUUUUUCUGAUUGUUCCCUCAAAGUUCUGGUGAGGGGGGGAAAAUGCCAGGCGUGUUGCCCAGUGACAGUAAUGGACUUUCAAGGAACACUCCAACGAAAAAAAGCAGACUGUCACUGAAGUUUUUUCAGAAAAGAGAAACAAAAAGAGCCCUGGAUUUUGCAGAAACACCAGAAAAUGAACAAAAGUCUUCAGAAUAUGAGUGCUCUGAAAUAGAUCAAGUAGUUCCUGCAGCACAGCUGCUUUCACCUGUUUGCUGUGAGAAGAAGGACAACAUGCUGCCUUUUGUGGGCUUAAACAAUCUUGGCAAUACUUGUUACCUUAACAGUAUACUUCAGGUGCUCUAUUUUUGUCCUGGCUUUAAAUCUGGAGUGAAACAAUUAUUUAAUAUAAUUUCAAACAAGAAGGAAAACUUAAAGGAUGAAAUUGAUAAGGGGGCCAUUAAACAAGAUUCUCUUGCAAGCUAUGAAUUGGUCUGCAGUUUACACUCCUUGAUUGUUUCAGUUGAACAACUUCAGGCCAGCUUUCUGUUAAAUCCCGAUAAAUACACAGAUGAACUUGCUACUCAGCCAAGAAGACUACUAAACACACUUAGGGAGCUCAACCCCAUGUAUGAGGGAUAUUUGCAACAUGAUGCCCAAGAAGUAUUGCAGUGUAUAUUGGGGCAUAUCCAAGGAACAUGUCAGCUCUUGCAGGAAGGCCUAAAACACAAAUCACUUGAAGAGCCUACAGUUGAACUGGAAAAAAACACUUAUCCAAAUAUGGACGCUAAUAGCAUUGUUGUGGAAGAUGGUGGCAUACUAGACAGCCAAGCUAUAAAGGACUGUGAAGACAAAACAAAAGGAAAUGCAAAGAGAAAAAGUGAUAUGGAGGGUGGCAAUGAAAAGAAAAAAUCCAAAGUGUCCAAAGAGAAAAAUGGAAUAGAAGAAAAUCUGAAACGGACCCGGUCAAAGAGAAAAGCACUGGAAGGAAAACAGGAGAAGCCAACUGAAGUUAACAUUAAACAUUCUAUUGAAAAUGAAAAUACAAAGCCAACCCAUAAAAAAUCAAAACUUAGAUUAAAUUGGUUAAAAUCUCCAGCCAGCCAACCUAGCAUUCUGUCUAAAUUUUGUAGUCUGGGGAAGCUGACAACAAACUUGGGGUACAAAGAUCCAAUUAAAGAAAUUGACAGCUGUGAAUUUACAGAGAGUUCCCUCAAGUGUGAAAAUGGUAACCAAGUAAGGGAAGAAUAUUGUGAUUCAUCAACUCCUGUGGAAAAUACUGUUGAAAAAGGAACUGAAAAACAAUGCAAGAGAGAAUUAGCGGUCUUCGAUUUAGUGGAGAGACUCUUCCAGGGUCAAUUGGUAUUGCGAACAAGAUGUUUAGAAUGUGAGUGUUUCACUGAGAGAAGAGAGGACUUUCAAGAUAUCAGUGUGCCAGUUCAAAAAGAUGAACUCUCAAAGGUAGAAGAGAAUAUUGAAAUUUCUCCAGAGCCCAAAACAGAAGUGAAGACUCUCAAAUGGGCAAUUUCACAGUUCGCUUCUGUGGAGAGGAUUGUGGGAGAAGACAAAUACUUCUGUGAAAACUGUCGUCAUUACACAGAAGCAGAACGUAGUCUUCUGUUUGAUAAAAUGCCUGAAGUUAUAACAAUCCACUUGAAGUGCUUUGCUGCUAGUGGCUUAGAGUUUGAUUGUUACGGUGGGCUCUCCAAGAUAAAUACUCCUUUACAGACACCACUCAAGCUGUCCUUGGAUGACUGGAGCAUAAAACCAGCCAACGAGAUCUAUGGAUUAUUUGCUGUAGUGAUGCAUAGUGGCAUUACUAUCAGCAGUGGGCACUACACAGCCUCUGUUAAAAUUAAAAAUCUUGAUAGCUUAGAAUUGGACAAGGAUAAUUUUGUCAGUGAUCCUUUUUGUAAACUUUGCCCAGAGCCAUUGAAUGAACAAGAAGCUAGAGCUAUCACUGAGGACUAUGAUGAUGGUGAGGUCUCCUUUAGAAUUGGUGGAAAUGCCCAGCAUAAUAAAGGAUUGAACAAAAAGAAUAUAGACGCUGUGGGGCUUCUUGGAGGACAGAAAAGCAAACCCAACUGUGAUUUGCCUAGUAACAAAGCAACCUAUUCUGAGAAGAUGGGUAAUGUGAUCACUGGAGUUAGAAAUGUUGGAUGCAACCAUGCUAAAGUCACGAAAUCGGAACAUUGUGAGCAACCUGGUACAACUUCCAAUGGACUAGAAGAUAAGGCAAUGCACAUAAUGCAGAGCCUCAAGGAGUAUGAGGGAAAAUGGCUACUUUUUGAUGAUUCUGAAGUGAAGGUUACAGAGGAAAAAGACUUUCUUAACCUUUUGUCCCCUGUUUCAUCUUCUACAUCUACUCCUUACCUGCUGUUUUAUAAGAAAAUUGUAGAGUGAGGUUGUAUUCUAUGUAAAUAAUAGUUUUGCAUCAGAUCAGCACUAAAGGGCAUCUAAUUGCAUUUUAGAGUCUACAGAAUUAAAUUCACUGGUCUCUUCAAUUUUGUAAAAAUGGGACAAGUUUUUUAAAGUGAAUAAUUCAUUUACAGAUUCUAUACAAAUCACUUGAGCAAUACAAACCUGUAUAUAUCCUUUUGAAUAAAUGAUGUCCUAAGAGCACAGUAGCAUAUAAAAUUGUUGCUAAUUUCAUCACACUACUUGUAUAUUAGCUUUUUUAAAAAUAAAAUUAUUUGUAUUCACAUUCUGAAGUAAAUUUGUAGUUGAAGUUUAAUUUUUUUAACUGCUUUCUGUAAAGGUAAAAUAAAUGUUUGUUCAUUCCUGUAUGUCUGUGAAGUAUGCAUCUGAAGUCUAAAAGUCUGUUGAAAUUGAUUGAUCUUCUCAGUGUUCCUCAGUUGCUUAAAAUAAGGCAGAGAAAAUGGUUGGGAUAUCCAUUCAUCUCAGUUUCAUGAUAGCAGAGUGUAUUGUGGAUCCCAUAAAAGUAUUUUGUCUUUACUUUCAUUUAAGUGGUUGAUCGGCUUUAGUCUGAAAAUUAUUUUGUGUCCUUUU
Molecule: messenger RNA, 3143 nt
Organism: Elgaria multicarinata webbii
Lineage: Eukaryota; Metazoa; Chordata; Lepidosauria; Squamata; Anguidae
Gene: USP1
Product: ubiquitin specific peptidase 1
Exons: 9
Coding region: 198-2537 (779 amino acids)
Biological process (GO): regulation of DNA repair; protein deubiquitination
Cellular component (GO): cytoplasm
Molecular function (GO): cysteine-type deubiquitinase activity; cysteine-type endopeptidase activity
Source: RefSeq, a predicted model, not a curated record